Molecule: messenger RNA, 2412 nt
Organism: Suillus fuscotomentosus
Lineage: Eukaryota; Fungi; Basidiomycota; Agaricomycetes; Boletales; Suillaceae
Exons: 10
Coding region: 1-2412 (803 amino acids)
Source: RefSeq, a predicted model, not a curated record
AUGUACAUUCUUUUAGCCCGCCCUUGUGAUGAUAAUGGCAUGUUUCUCCCCCCUGGAAGCCUACCUAAACCACUCUCUGAUAAAUCCUCCUCUGACUGGACUCCUUACCGAAAUCAUGUCGAAUUUGAAACAGCAGAGUAUUUAUUUACCGAGAAUCAGACGCCUGCAGGUCAGAUCAAUAAACUCCUUGAUCUCUGGGCCUCAACCCUCAAGAAACAUGAUGACAAGCCUCCAUUUGCCGACUUUCGCAACCUUUACAAAACCAUCGACAGAACACCGCUUGGGGAUGUGAAGUGGCAGUCAUUUUCAGUUCGCUACAAUGGCGAAAAACCAGACACUGAUGCACCGCCAUGGAUGGAUCAAGUCUUUGACGUCUGGUACCGUGAUCCACGAGAGGUCAUCCACAACAUGCUUGCAAAUCCCGACUAUGCCAAAGAGUUUGAUUACAGACCCUACCGCGAGUUCUCAACUGAUGACGACGAGCGUCAGUGGAAGGACUUUAUGUCUGGUGAUUGGGCAUGGGAUCAGGCUGACAUAAUCUCCGAAGAUCCAGAAUCACAUGGAUCCACAUUCGUACCUGUUGUUUUAGGCAGUGACAAGACUACAGUUUCCGUUGCAACGGGAAACAACGAAUAUUACCCGCUCUAUGCAUCUAUUGGCAAUGUUUGCAAUAACGAACAUGCGACUAGUGAUGUGAAGUUCCGAAAGUUUCGCCGGCAAUUGUUUCACUGUUCACUCUCCAAGAUUCUCGAAACACUUCGUCCUGGUAUCACCAAGUAUGAAGUUGCACGUUUUGGUGACAGACAUUUCCGCCGUGUGAUAUAUGGUCUGGGACCAUAUAUUGCUGACUACGAGGAGCAAGUCUUAUUGACGUGCAUCGUGCGUGGUUGGUGCCCAAGAUGUUUGUCUUCACGUAUCAAUCUAGACGAGCCAGCCGAUGUGCUUGUCGAGGAGGGUACUCUCGAUGCCUUAUGGGAUGAAUAUGGCAUUGUUGCCGACAUCCAUGAACUCAUUGCCCCCGAUAUCCUUCACCAGCUUAUCAAAGGGACGUUCAAAGACCACCUGGUUGAUUGGAUCAAGAAGUACCUAUACCAGACGCACUCGAAGAAAGAUGCUGAGCGCAUCAUAGAUGAUAUUGAUCGAAGAAUCGCUGCUGUUCCGGCCUUUGCUGGUCUUCGGCGCUUCCCACAAGGACGAGGCUUCAAGCAGUGGACGGGUGAUGACUUGAAAGCACUUAUGAAGGUAUACUUAUCUGCUAUUGAGGGAUAUGUCCCUGUGGAUAUGGUCCGGACAUUUCGAGCCUUUCUCGAAUUUUGUUAUCUUGUCCGACGCAGCAUAAUCACGGAGAAGACGCUCGAGCAAAUCCAGGAGGCACUUGACCGGUUUCAUCGGCACCGGCAAAUUUUUGAAACACUCGACGUUAUUUCAACAUUCUCACUCCCUCGCCAGCAUUCCCUUCAACACUACAUACACCUCAUUCGACUUUUUGGGGCCCCGAAUGGUUUAUGCUCUUCGAUCACCGAAGCUAAGCAUAUCAAAGCAGUGAAGGAGCCAUGGAGGCGCUCCAGUCGGUACGAGGCACUGGGCCAAAUGUUGGUCACAAAUCAAUGCCUCGACAAGCUCGCAGCAUCACGCGCUGAUUUUACUCAACGCAAGAUGCUUAAUGUGGACAAUGACAACGACAAGAAUAACGAAGUCGACGACGGACCAACAAAUGUCGAAGCACGCGUGGAGUUGGCCAAAACACCUCAAUAUAAAUGUGCUUGCACCAUUGCUGCAUUAGCAAUUGAAUUAUCAAUCCCACAUCUCUCGAAUCUUCUGCGACACUUUCUCUUCGGUCAACUCAACCGCAAUGAUCCCCGUGAUCCAUCAGAGGUUCCCCUAGCUUACUGUCCCCAAUUCGACAACAAAAUCAGUGUUUUCAACUCUGCUUGUUUGAGAUUUUUUGCACCAAGUGAUCUCAGUGGUAUUGGGGGCAUGCGCCGUGAGUAUAUUCGUGCAUGUCCGAUAUGGAGAAACGAGCAUCCUCGGUUUGAUUGUGUCUUCGUCAACACGAAUCCAGGUCUCGAUGGUAUGAGGGGCAUGGAUGUCGCACGAGUACUGACAUUUUUUUCUUUUACUUACAAGCGAAAAUUAUACUCAUGUGCAGUUGUGCGGUGGUUUGAUACCAUUGGAGACUCGCCGAACGAAGACACUGGAAUGUGGGUUGUACAGCCUGCUCAUAAUAACAACAACACGCCCCAUAUUUCCGUCAUACAUAUUGAUUCAAUCUACCGCGCCGCACACCUUAUUCCUGUAUAUGGUACUCGAGUUAUUCCUGCGCAACAUCACCACCAUCAGACCUAUGAUAUUUUCCACCAUUUUUAUGUUAACAAAUAUGCAGAUCAUCACUCCUUUGAAAUUGCAUUUUAG